CGGCUCGCGAAGCUGCCCUCGGCGCUCCCAGCGGCUGGGCCUGGCCGGACGGCGCGCGGCAGUGGCUGGCCUCCCAGGAGAAGGCCCGGGUGUGAAGGUGGAGGAAGGAUUGGACACGUUGCCGGGGAAAGUGAGCAAUCCAUUUAACCAAAGCAGAGAUGUCGGCUUAUUUAUAGGAAUUACUUGAAGCCAGAGUCAUGGUGGAUGUAGGAAAGUGGCCAAUCUUCACUCUGCUCUCACCUCAAGAAAUUGCAUCUAUUCGGAAAGCAUGUGUCUUUGGCACCUCAGCCAACGAAGCACUCUACGUUACUGACAAUGAUGAGGUCUUUGUAUUUGGACUGAACUAUAGUAACUGUCUAGGAACUGGAGAUAACCAGAGUACACUUAUACCCAAAAAGCUAGAAGCCUUGUGUGGAAAGAAGAUUAAAAGCCUUAGUUAUGGCAGUGGACCACAUGUUCUUCUCAGCACUGAAGAUGGAGUUGUUUAUGCCUGGGGCCACAAUGGAUAUAGCCAGCUUGGGAAUGGGACGACCAACCAAGGCAUUGCUCCCGUCCAAGUCUGCACCAAUCUCUUGAUCAAGCAAGUGGUUGAAGUAGCUUGUGGCUCACAUCAUUCAAUGGCUUUGGCAGCUGAUGGAGAGGUAUUUGCCUGGGGCUAUAACAACUGUGGCCAGGUGGGAUCAGGAUCUACAGCAAAUCAACCAACUCCUCGAAAAGUCACAAACUGUUUACACAUUAAGAGGGUGGUUGGCAUUGCCUGUGGUCAGACCUCGUCCAUGGCUGUUCUGGACAAUGGUGAGGUGUAUGGAUGGGGUUACAAUGGCAAUGGUCAGCUGGGCUUGGGAAACAAUGGCAAUCAGCUGACCCCUGUGAGAGUGGCAGCUUUGCACAGCGUGUGUGUGAACCAGAUUGUCUGCGGCUAUGCACAUACUCUAGCACUAACAGACGAGGGCUUGCUCUAUGCCUGGGGAGCUAACACGUAUGGGCAGCUGGGAACUGGCAAUAAAAAUAACCUGCUAAGCCCAGCACACAUCAUGGUGGAGAAAGAAAGGGUAGUAGAGAUCGCAGCCUGCCACUCUGCCCACACAUCUGCUGCCAAGACCCAGGGAGGACACGUGUACAUGUGGGGCCAGUGCCGGGGCCAGUCGGUGAUCCUGCCGCACCUCACCCACUUCUCCUGCACCGAUGACGUGUUUGCCUGCUUUGCCACGCCCGCCGUCUCAUGGCGCCUCCUCUCUCUAGAGCACGAAGACUUUUUAACAGUUGCAGAGUCACUGAAGAAAGAAUUUGAUAGUCCAGAAACUGCUGAUUUGAAGUUUCGAAUUGAUGGGAAAUAUAUCCAUGUUCAUAAAGCUGUUUUGAAAAUCAGGUGUGAGCACUUUCGAUCCAUGUUCCAGUCUUACUGGAAUGAGGACAUGAAGGAGGUGAUAGAAAUAGACCAGUUUUCUUACCCAGUGUAUCGUGCCUUUCUCCAGUACCUCUACACAGAUGCAGUCGAUCUGCCGCCUGAAGAUGCUAUAGGUCUUUUGGAUUUGGCGACAUCUUACUGUGAAAACAGACUGAAAAAACUUUGUCAGCACAUUAUCAAGCGAGGAAUCACUGUGGAGAAUGCCUUUUCAUUGUUCUCUGCUGCAGUCAGAUAUGAUGCAGAGGAUUUAGAAGAAUUCUGCUUUAAGUUUUGCAUCAAUCAUUUGACAGAAGUUACACAGACUGCAGCAUUUUGGCAAAUGGAUGGCCCUCUGCUAAAGGAAUUCAUUGCUAAAGCCAGUAAAUGUGGAGCCUUUAAGAACUGAAGCCCAAGGCUGCUGGGUUUUGUGUGAGUGCUCUGGGCCGGGUAUUGGGUGAUGGUGUGUUGUUGGUGCUCUACGGGUGAUGCAGUUCUGCAGGUAAACAACCCAUCAGGUGGUUUUUUCCCACAUCUGAGACACCGUUCUCUGUGUAGGAAUAUAUGUAUGAAGGAUCUACGGCUUUUCCUGAACCCAUUUUAAACAAUUCUUGUUUCCAGAUAUGUCUAUUUUAAUUGUGACCUUAGGUUGGCUGGAACAUUGUACAAGGGUGAGAGUUUAGCUGGUUGUUUUUUUUGUUUUUGUAUUUGGGUUGAGGAACUGGUAAACUUGGGAAGGGGAAGUCAGUGGCAACUCUCCAGGCUCACAUAUCAGCAACCUUUUUGACACAAGGAGUUGGGAUGGUUUGUGAGUUGUGAGACAAACAUGGAGGCCCCACCGUGAAUUAAAGAUGCUGACUUUGGGGCCUGUUGAAGUGCUGCUUUAGUUGCUACUUUGAUAGCCUUACUGUGAAGGAAUAGGUAAGAUCGUGAGGCUUUUGUUUGUGUUUGCACUAUUGAUGACUUUUUUUAAUUUCACGGUGUAUCAAAAUAAUAUUCAGUUUAAUGAGUUAAACCUAUUGAAAUGAUAAUUAUGUAAAGAUAAAUUUCUAGGUUAGCCAAGAUUUCUCUUAAGACUUAAGCGCAUAAAGAGUAGUAAUUUAGAACUCUCCGUGAAAUGUUAAUAAUGAAAAAAACUUCAUUUGGACAAUGGUGAAUAUUUUAUAAAUUAGAAUCUCCACUACUAUCCAAUUGUGUUUUAUUUUAUUAAGAUAAAAUUUGAGAACUCAAGUUUAAAUUGCCCCUCCCCCUUUUCCCCUAUAAAUGCUAAUUGUAAGAGGGAAAUAAUGACAUAUUCAUUAUACUCUGGCCUUCCUAAAUUAUGGCUGCUAAAUCAGAUCUGCUACAUCUGACUCAAAGAAGUGGUUCUUAAACCAGCUAUUUUUACAGGACUUAAUGGACUUCGUUUUCUCUCUUUUAUCUAUGCAAAAUGCCAGCACAAAUUUGAUUAUUUGAAAUUUCACCAGCUUUCACUAUCGAUUUUCCUCUCCUUUUAAUUGUGUUAGGUAUAAUACUUAGCAUAAUUUAACUUUUUUCAAAGGAUCAAAUUAUGGGGGUUUUUUUGGUCUGGUUAUGAAGUGUGACUUUGGGAGGUAGGAAUGCUCAACUCUGAGUUUUAUCACUUGUGUCCUGUGAGCUUACUUUAAGAACAAAGCUUUGUUCUGCUCUCUGGCCCAUGGACUCAUUUCCGUUUGUGGGGGCUCCUUAGUGAACUCUGCUUCCUGCUUGGAAGGUCCCCCAUCUGAACUUGGAGCUUCAAUACAUUUCAGAGCCAAAUUAACAAGAAGGUGAAGAGACACUGCAGCUCCUGUUUUUAGCAGUGUUUUAAGUGUGUGGUGGGGGGGAGAGGGCGAUGAGGGCCCAAAGAUAGGAAUUCAUUGAUAGGUGAAAUAAAUACAAACCUAGAAGUCCCAGCCCCUUUUUCUUGACCAUGUCACAAGUGAUUGAAGCCCAAUGAAUUAUUAGUUUAGAAUUAGUUCUGCAACACGAUAGAAUUUUUCUUACUAGGUUGAUAAAUGCACAUUAAUUUGAUUAUUAGCUGUGAUGGGUAGUGUUUAUAACAAUGAAUGUUCUGUAGGCUUAUGAUCUGGACAAAACAACUUCAGUAAGUUUACCAUUGCUCUUACUUGAAAAAAAAAACUUCAAAAAAAGCACAAAUUAAAGUAGUAAAUUUCCAUAGAUCAUUCAUUCAACAAAUAUUUACUGAGUUCCUAAUAUAGGUAAAGAACCACUUUUCAUAUUAGAUUACUGAGUAAUUUGAGUAUGUAUGUAGUAAAGAGAACACAAUAAGUCCUUCAAAAAGUACUUAUCUUUUUUUUUUAAUUCACUCUCUUAUUUUUCUACUUGGUUUUGUUGUUAAUCAUAGCAAAAGAUAAAAACUAUUCUUUGAAUUGCUUUCUUCAUGAUGUAAUAACGAAAGCCAAAGUAUUCAUAUUUCUUAAAAUAGCCCUAAAUGUACUCUUGAACUUCUUACUGGAACAAUGUUUGAUACUCUAGCAUAUAGGCUGUAUUUAUGUAAUGUUUAGAAUGACAUAUUAAUAAAUAAAGUAAUCUCUUA
Molecule: messenger RNA, 3941 nt
Organism: Diceros bicornis minor
Lineage: Eukaryota; Metazoa; Chordata; Mammalia; Perissodactyla; Rhinocerotidae
Gene: RCBTB1
Product: RCC1 and BTB domain containing protein 1
Exons: 13
Coding region: 198-1793 (531 amino acids)
Molecular function (GO): protein binding
Source: RefSeq, a predicted model, not a curated record